CCGCCGCCACCUGAGGGGGAGAAGCGGGACCGCGGCGUCGGGACCCCGCGCUGAGCUCAAAAUGUUGCAUGCAAAGAGUAUUCCAGUUCUGAAGAACCUUAAACAUGGACUGAAAAUAUCACCACUGAAGUGAAACCUGAGGGCACAUGAGGAGCUGAAAGAGCUUUCCAGUGGGGCUCAGGCACUGUCCCCAUUCCCAGUGUGGAAGGAUGGCUGUUAGCUGGAUGUUCUGUUACCUUUGGCUUGGGGAUUUUUUGCUGGGGCACACAAGAGGGCACAGUUUAUUUUCCUGUGAGCCCAUCAUCUUGAGGAUGUGCCAGGAUCUGCCUUACAACACAACCUUUAUGCCCAAUCUUCUGAAUCAUUAUGACCAGCAAACAGCAGCAUUAGCAAUGGAGCCCUUUCACCCCAUGGUGAAUUUGGAAUGCUCCAGGGAUUUCAGACCCUUUCUCUGUGCCCUCUAUGCCCCUGUGUGCAUGGAGUACGGCCGGGUCACCCUGCCCUGCCGCAGGCUCUGCCAGAGAGCACACACUGAGUGCUCCAAGCUCAUGGAGAUGUUUGGGGUCUCUUGGCCUGAGGAUAUGGAAUGCACCAGAUUCCCAGAUUGUGACGAGCCAUACCCUCGCCUCGUUGACCUCAGUUUAGCUGGGGAGCCCACAGAAGAGGCCCCAGUGGCAGUACAGAGGGAUUAUGGCUUUUGGUGUCCUCGGGAGCUGAAAAUAGACCCUGAGCUGGGUUACUCUUUCCUGAGGGUCCGGGACUGUUCCCCUCCUUGCCCAAACAUGUACUUCAGGAGGGAGGAGCUCUCCUUCGCUCGCUACUUCAUCGGGGUCAUCUCCAUCCUCUGCCUUUCUGCCACUUUGUUCACUUUUUUGACUUUCCUCAUCGACGUCACCCGAUUUCGCUAUCCCGAGAGGCCCAUCAUCUUUUAUGCUGUCUGCUACAUGAUGGUCUCCUUGAUCUUCUUCAUUGGCUUCCUGCUGGAAGACCGAGUGGCCUGCAAUGCCUCCAGCCCCUCCCAGUACAAGGCUUCCACGGUGACCCAGGGCUCUCACAACAAAGCCUGCACCAUGCUCUUCAUGGUCCUCUACUUCUUCACCAUGGCUGGCAGCGUCUGGUGGGUCAUCCUCACCAUCACCUGGUUCUUGGCAGCAGUGCCAAAAUGGGGCAGCGAGGCCAUCGAGAAGAAGGCUUUGCUCUUCCACGCCAGUGCCUGGGGCAUCCCGGGCACUCUCACCAUCAUCCUCUUGGCCAUGAAUAAAAUCGAAGGGGACAACAUCAGCGGCGUGUGUUUCGUCGGCCUCUACGAUGUGGAUGCCCUGAGGUAUUUUGUCCUGGCCCCUCUCUGCCUCUACGUGGUGGUUGGAGUCUCCCUGCUCCUCGCUGGCAUUAUCUCCCUCAACCGGGUGCGCAUCGAGAUCCCCUUGGAGAAGGAGAACCAGGACAAACUUGUCAAGUUCAUGAUCCGGAUUGGUGUCUUCAGUGUCCUCUACCUGGUGCCACUCCUGGUUGUCAUCGGGUGCUAUUUCUAUGAGCAGGCUUACAGAGGAGUCUGGGAGACAACCUGGAUCCAGGAACGCUGCAGAGAAUAUCACAUCCCCUGCCCCUAUCAGGUCACUCAGAUGAGUCGUCCAGAUCUGAUUCUCUUUCUCAUGAAAUAUCUCAUGGCUCUGGUUGUUGGGAUUCCCUCUGUCUUCUGGGUUGGAAGCAAAAAGACCUGUUUUGAGUGGGCCAGCUUCUUCCAUGGGCGUAGGAAAAAAGAAGUCGUAAACGAGAGUCGCCAAGUGCUGCAGGAGCCAGACUUUGCUCAGUCCCUGCUGAGAGAUCCCAACACCCCCAUCAUCCGCAAGUCCAGAGGCACUUCCACCCAGGGCACCUCCACUCAUGCCUCCUCCACCCAGCUGGCCAUGCUGGAUGACCAGAGGAGCAAGGCUGGCAGUGUCCACAGCAAAGUCAGCAGCUACCACGGCAGCCUCCACCGGUCACGGGACGGGAGGUACACUCCCUGCAGCUACAGAGGGGUGGAGGACAGACUACCUCACGGCAGCAUGUCACGACUCACUGACCACUCCAGGCACAGCAGCUCCCACCGCCUCAACGAGCAGUCACGUCACAGCAGCGUCAGGGACCUCAGCAGCAACCCCCUGACACACAUCACACACGGGACCAGCAUGAACCGCGUCAUCGAGGAGGAUGGCACCAGUGCUUGA
Messenger RNA from Calypte anna (Anna's hummingbird), 2210 nucleotides. RefSeq names its product frizzled class receptor 3 (gene FZD3). The transcript has 7 exons. The record is from RefSeq and is a predicted model, not a curated record. Gene Ontology annotation, biological process: non-canonical Wnt signaling pathway; canonical Wnt signaling pathway. Gene Ontology annotation, molecular function: Wnt receptor activity; Wnt-protein binding. Lineage: Eukaryota; Metazoa; Chordata; Aves; Apodiformes; Trochilidae. The coding region runs from base 210 to 2210 and encodes 666 amino acids. Gene Ontology annotation, cellular component: plasma membrane.